Podarcis raffonei (Aeolian wall lizard) is the source of this 1526-nucleotide messenger RNA. It is a transcript of the gene ANKRD23, whose product is annotated as ankyrin repeat domain 23. NCBI's taxonomy places the organism in Eukaryota, Metazoa, Chordata, Lepidosauria, Squamata, Lacertidae. Gene Ontology annotation, biological process: regulation of transcription by RNA polymerase II. Gene Ontology annotation, molecular function: RNA polymerase II-specific DNA-binding transcription factor binding. The record is from RefSeq and is a predicted model, not a curated record. Gene Ontology annotation, cellular component: nucleus. The coding region runs from base 98 to 1021 and encodes 307 amino acids. The transcript is spliced from 9 exons.
CCCAAAGGCAGCCUCCCCCCCCCCCGGGUGGAAUAAAAACAGCUGCUGUGCCUGGCGGCCAAGGAGUGAGCGUUGUGGCUCUGAGGUAGGGGGGACCAUGGAGAUCUUCAGCAUUCAGCAGUUGGUAAGUGGCGAACGACAUGACGAGAAAGGGAGAGGUUUUGAAGUGCUGGCAGGAAGCGCGGCCAGGGAGCCAGAGAGAUGGCGGUCAGGCCCGGCAGGCGUGUGGGAAGCAGUCAGCAAGGAAAGGCAGAAGGCAGAAGAUGCGAAGAAGAAAAAGCUUGAGACACUCAGCAAUUCCAGGCUGAAGCUAGACAGCCUGCAGGACUUGGAGGCGAUUGUCAAGCUUCGCAAGAAUAAGAAGAGGUUGAAGAAAGUGGUCCGCCCCAAAGAACGGGAGCCAGAAGUGAUGACAGAGCCUGUGGGUCCAGUGCAGUUUCUUCAAGCGGCACUGGAGAACCGGAUUCCUGUCAUUGAGAAAUACCUGGCAGAUGGAGGGGACCCCAAUGCUCAUGACAAGUUCAGAUGUACAGCCCUGCACCGGGCCUGCUUGCGGGGCCAUGCAGAGAUCGUGGACAAGCUGCUGGAAGCUGGGGCCAAGCUGGAGCCAAGAGACAUGCUGGACGCGACCCCUGUGCUCUGGGCCUGUCGUGGGGGGCACCUGGAGAUCCUCAAGCGCUUGAUGGGCAGGGGAGCCAAGAUCUCCACACGGGACAAGCUGUGGAGCACCCCCCUGCACGUGGCCGUCCGGACGGGGCACAGCGACUGCGCAGAGCACCUCAUUGCCUGCGGGGCAAACAUCAAUGCGCAAGACAAGGAAGGAGACACGCCCCUUCACGACGCAGUCAGGCUGGGACGCUUCAAGGCUGUGAAGACGCUGCUGAUGUACGGGGCAAACCUGGCCAUCCAGAAUGAGGAGGCGGUGACUCCAGUGGACCUGGUGAAAGACUGGCAGAUGGGCAUCCGAGAGACACUGCAGGCCUGUGCCAACCGGCAGCGAGGCCCCCUCAGGAGCUGCUGAGAGUGGGGGACCUUGGGUGGUGGGGUGCUGGCUCUGUGAGCUGACAUUCCACCCGACCCCUCUACCAGCUGGGGACCAACUCACUCCCCUUGCCCUUCAGCAGAUAUGCCCCCACCCCGUCAUGACUCUGGUGCCAGCGGGGCACCAGGUACUUAUUUGGUACCCUCAGGCUUAGAGGUCAUUCCCGAGGCCUCCCUCUUUUGUCUCAACAGGCUUUGAGGGUCAGUUUUCUGCUCCUCGGAGUGAGCUGGGAGCCAGCCAUGCUGGGCCUGUCUCCACUUGCUCUUCCUGGUGGAGCGACAAACUCCCUCCCUCUUGUGGCUCUCUGUGGAGGCUGUCACCCGAGGAGAAACUAAGGCACAAGAGAUGGCACUUGGAAUCCUUGUGGCUGUGAUCUGGGGCAUGUGUGGAAUGAUGGUCUUUCUUUGGAAACAGGGAAGCCCGCUGUCCUCUCUGGCCAGUGAGAAGGGUGGAGGAAAAGGCAGGCUUUUAUUACAGGGAGGUG